AUGGCCCAGAAGGCGAAGAAGGAUCGCGCCAAGUCCAACGCGGCGGCGCUCAACAACCUCCACAUCGGCUCUCUCGUCGUCAACGUCCUCUUCCUCCUCGCCCACUUCCUCUUCCGCUCGCGCUCUCUCUGGCUCUAUGGUCUCCUCUCCGCGCCCUCCCUCAUCUGCGAGUACGUCCUCGAGAUUUCCGGUCGCCCCAAGUACGACCCUUCCACACGCGCGCUACGCAGCUCCGGCGAGGACCUCUCCUCUGCCGGUCUGACCGAGUACAUGUUCGACGUCAUCUGGGUCACUUGGGCAUCGGCGAUUCUUGUCAUCCUCUUCGGCAACAAAGGAUGGCUUCUUUGGGUCGUUGUCCCGGCGUAUGGCCUGUAUCUGGGAAGCGGGCUGCUUGGCAUGGGCAGGCAGAAGAUGGCUGAGCUACAAGGCGCUGGUGUUGGUGAUGCGGCUCCUCAGGGAAAUCGCCGGGCGCGCCGGGCUGCUUAA
Messenger RNA from Fusarium keratoplasticum, 486 nucleotides. RefSeq lists its product as uncharacterized. The record is from RefSeq and is a predicted model, not a curated record. The coding region runs from base 1 to 486 and encodes 161 amino acids. Gene Ontology annotation, biological process: vacuolar protein processing. Gene Ontology annotation, cellular component: intracellular membrane-bounded organelle. The transcript has a single exon. Lineage: Eukaryota; Fungi; Ascomycota; Sordariomycetes; Hypocreales; Nectriaceae.